AUGCCGCGUCGUUCCUCGCAGUUGUCGCCUUCAGCAGGAGCGCGGACCACGGUGAUUGCGGCGAGCGCCGUGAGCGUCGAGCGCGGACGCACGACAGGACAGGGGCUCGGCCGCGGCCUGCCGGAACGCGCGGCAUUCGGCGCGUCAAACGGCACCGGUGCGAGCAACGAGUCGUCCUUGGGCUCCGCAGGGAGAAGCGCGAGCAGGCGCGAAGGGGCCGGCGAGGGGACGAGACGAGCGGAGCGCGGGCGGGCCGUGGUGGCGCGUGCGGUGGUGGGCGGGGAGAUUGCGCUGGGUCCGGCGGUGGUGGCGCAAGUGAUCGACGACCUCGGGCUCGACGCGCUGCUGUUCCUGCUCACCACGGUCAUCAUCGUUCCCACCUGCAAAUGGCUCAAGAUAAGCCCGAUUCUGGGGUUCCUGGGCGCGGGGCUGGUGUUCAGCCGGCUGGGGUUCGGGCAGCACGUGAACGAGAUCGCGCCGGUGUCGGAGCUGGGCAUUCUCUUCCUGCUCUUCCAGAUGGGCAUCGAGCUCUCCGUCGACCGCCUUAAAGAGCUCGCCAAGUACUCUUUCGGCCUCGGCCUCUCGCAGAUUGCAGCGUGCACCCUCGCGUUCGCGUUCCUGCUGCAACCAGCCGACAGCCCCAUCUCCCCGGCCCACCUCUUCUCGCAAGCCUCCUCCCUCCUCACCCUCCUCCCCUCCUCCCUCACCUCCCUCGUCCCCGCCCUCCCCCCGCUUCCUUUCUCCACCGACCUCCUCGCUCCCCUCGCGAACAUCACGCUGGACGAGGCGCUCGUCAUAGCCGUCGCGCUCUCCCUCUCCUCCUCCGCCUUCGUCCUUAAUCUCCUCGACGAGCACGACGAGCUCGAGACGAAAUUCGGCUCGGCCACUCUGGGCGUGCUGCUGAUGCAGGACAUAGCAGUCGUGCCUAUCCUUGCCAUACUCCCCGUGCUUGAAGUUGCAGCAGCGCUCCUAGGCGGCCCUGCAAACGUCGCUCUAGCCCAACUCCUGGUAGCAGGCGCGCUCAAGGCUCUCCUGGGCCUGGGCGCCAUUCUCGUGGGAGCGCAAUGGCUUAUGAAGCCUGCUUUCGCAGCAGUGCAGCGCGCCAAUGCGCCAGAAGCCUUCCUGGCUCUCUCUCUCCUCGCUGUCACUGGCACUUCCCUUGCCACCGACAAGCUGGGGUUUUCGGAUUCUCUCGGAGCUUUCCUGGCUGGUGCGAUUCUGUCCUCUACGCCUCUCAAGCAUGACGUGGCGCUCUGCACGGGUCCCCUGCAGAAACUGCUGCUGGGACUGUUUUUCGUCACUACUGGCUCUUCUAUCGAUGUGGAUUUGCUCGUGGAGCAGUGGCCGGUAAUUCUGACGCUUCUUGGCGGCUUGCUGGCAGUGAAGACGGCGACAGUUGCGCUGCUGGCGCCCAGGUGGGGACUGAAAGGCAAGGAUGCCAUUCGCACGGCGCUGAUUCUGUCGCCUGGAGGAGAGUUUGCCUUCGUGGUGCUGGCACUGGCUUGCGACCUAGGUGUUCUUCCCACUGAUGUCAACCGGAUUGUGCUUAUCGUGGUGGUGCUAUCCAUGGCGCUUACUCCUGCUCUGGAUGCUCUGGGGUAUCUUAUCGCUGGAAUCGGUGGGAGGGAUGAGAACGAUGGGUGGCUGGAUGUUGAGCUGGUGGAGAGGCGGAAGCAUGGGAAGGCGUUACCUGGUGAAGGUAGGGGGUUGUUCCUGCCAGCUGGGGUGGUGGAUGUAGAUGUGGGGGAGGUGAGGCAGGGGGGCAGAGGAGGAGGAGAAGCAGAGGAAGGGGAUAUGGAUGAUGGGUCUUUGGAGGAACUUGAAAGGAUUGCUUCUGGAGCUAUCCCCCCUCCGCCUCUUGAGCCCAACCCUGUGUUUGCAGCACGGAGUGAAGGGGACGGACGCGAGAGCAACAGUGGUAAGGAUGUAUCUGUGUCAGGGGGCGGAAUGGGGGGCUCUGCAGCAGCAAUCAAUCCGGGAGGGGGCGCUGGGGUUUCUGGGGCGGGUGGGGGAGAGGGAUUUGGGGGUGAUGUGUUUGGUGGGGGGGAUGGGUUUGGAGCAGCCACAGAGGCCCCUCAGUUAAUUGGCCCCGGGGAUUAA
Messenger RNA from Closterium sp. Naga37s-1, 2100 nucleotides. Lineage: Eukaryota; Viridiplantae; Streptophyta; Zygnematophyceae; Desmidiales; Closteriaceae. The record is from the annotation of a GenBank genome assembly.